AAAGAAAUAAAAGAAAAGAAACUAACACCCAACUCAAUACAGAAAGUUAAAGAAAAAAAUUAUUUAUUUCCUUAAUUUCGAUUCAAUCAAGUUACAGCAAACAUAAAAUGAAGUACAGUUAUAUAUUCUUAUCCUUGAAUCCAAGUUAUGGAGGUCGGUGGUUGAGCAGCAGCAGCUCCCAGUCGACUCGGCCUGAGUUCACUGGCGAGAACGCGUAUGAUAUCUUAGGAGUUUCGGAGACCAGCUCAUUGGCUGAAAUCAAAGCUUCGUUUCAUAAAUUAGCGAAACAAACUCACCCUGACCUCUCUCAUCACUCAAACGCCUUUAAUUCUCACCGUUUCAUUCAAAUCCUCGCUGCUUAUGAGAUUCUUUCGGACGCUGAGAAGAGGGCGCACUAUGACAGUUAUUUACUAUCUCAGAGAAAGAGAGUGCUGACACAAGGUUCGACAUUGUACAGAUACGAAUCGCGAAUGACUAUGAAUAAAGAGAUGGAAGUUGUUGAGUGGUUAAAGUGGUAUAGAUUGGCUAUAAAUGAUAUAUUGUCUCAGAGAGAGGUGGUGGCUGGAACUGGUUAUUUUGAUGUACUUGAAACUGAUUUUUAUUCAGCCAUACAUGCAGCUUAUUAUGGACCUGUAAUUGAGUCCAUGAAUCUUCUUCCUGAUCGGUUUGAGGCGGAGGAAAGGUCUGUCCAUGAAACUCCUGAGGUUCUGCAUUUGGUUUCGGGUCGUCAUCUUUUUGGAAUGGUCUGCCUGGCCGACAAGAUUCCUAAAUUAUCUUCUGCCUCUACUAAAAAAUUAAAAAAUGCCUUUGCAUCUUUUGGUUUGGGAGUCUGUAAAUCUGUUGAGGAUACAUGUGUCUUGAAAAAUUCCAAUGCGGUGGAUGAUGCUGGAAUUUCUCAGAUGCAUCCAGGGAAUAGUGUAAGUGAUAAAUCAGAUGCAUAUGAAGAUUUAGAAUUGCAUGUUUCUGGAAGGGUGGUGGCUGUGGCAACUAGAGUUCCUCCUAAGAACCAGGAUGGCAGAGCAGUACAGAAUGAAGAUGCACAAGAUCAGAUACAUGUUUUUCUUAAAUCGGAUGAUGAUCUUGUGCAUGCUAGCAAAGGUUUUUACAAGGAAUCUCUUGUGCCUGGUGCUGUUGGUGCAAGGAUUCCACUAGGAACCAUAAAGGGAAUGGGCAGCAGUCUUGAAGAGGGAUCAUGUUUUGUCUAUGAUGCCUGUGGUACCAAAACUCAUGUGAUAAUGAAACAUAGAACUUUGAUGGUGAAGCACAUGCACUGGUAUGGAGUAGGAGAUAAAGUUUCUAUUGUUGAAUGCAGAUGCAGCAGAGCCCGAUUGCCACCAAGCAAAUUUUGGCUGUUUGAGCCUCGUUGUGACAUGCACGACAUAGGUGGUUGGUAUGUUGAAACAUUCGGUAGAGAUAAGAAAGGUCGGACAGUUCCAUCUCAAAGGUAUUGGGAUGGAUUUGAUGGAAAUGAACAAAAUGACAAAAGACUACAUCCGGCGAUGUAUUUACUUGCUCUUGCAUAUAGAACUCUGGAUAUUGAAGAUACAAAAAGAAGGAAACGGACCGUUAGGAAUUUAGUUGAAAGUCAACUGUUUAGAAUACUCCAUUGGUGCAAGAAACUUGUGUAGGAAUGACCGUAAGGGCUUCGAGAUUCAUAUCAGUUUCAGCUGUUAUACUUGGCAAGCACCUUGUUUAUGACGUUGAAGGAUGGUCAGUCACUAUACUGUAGUAUAAAUCAAGCAAGGCCAUUGCGUGAGCCAUAGUUUCUGCAAGAUGACUGAAUAUUUUGAAGAACCAAUCUGUACGAUUCUCAGGACAACAAAGUCGUUUAAUAGGGCAGCCAUUUGGAUGUUCAAUUUCUGAUGCUAAAUAUCACGGCUCUAGAAUAUUGGAUUAUUUAUUUCUAUGAUUGAAGAAUGAGCUGUUAAGUUUGCUCUAAUAUUCAACUGAGCAAGAGCUGGGUUGUGGUAUCAAUAAUUUCUCAAUAUUCUAUCAUUGUAUAUCCUGCUACUGGAGACGAUUUUUAUGGCAUACAGGUUUAUAGGGAAAGUGGUCACUUCUGUGCUA
This is a messenger RNA of Populus euphratica (Euphrates poplar), 2067 nucleotides long. Its product is annotated as Chaperone DnaJ-domain superfamily protein. The record is from RefSeq and is a predicted model, not a curated record. Lineage: Eukaryota; Viridiplantae; Streptophyta; Magnoliopsida; Malpighiales; Salicaceae. The transcript has 5 exons. The coding region runs from base 108 to 1628 and encodes 506 amino acids.